This is a messenger RNA of Ipomoea triloba (trilobed morning glory), 1969 nucleotides long. RefSeq names its product protein NUCLEAR FUSION DEFECTIVE 4-like. Gene Ontology annotation, cellular component: membrane. The record is from RefSeq and is a predicted model, not a curated record. The transcript has 2 exons. Bases 1 to 1650 code for a protein of 549 amino acids. Lineage: Eukaryota; Viridiplantae; Streptophyta; Magnoliopsida; Solanales; Convolvulaceae.
AUGGGAUUCGGAGUCUCUUCCACUUCGCCGACGGCCAAUAAAUGGAUUGGCUUUGUGACCGCCGUUUGGGUCCAAGCCAUCUCCGGCAACAAUUACACCUUCUCUAACUACUCCGAUGCGCUCAAGACCCUCAUGGCCCUCACUCAGCUCCAACUCAAUAACCUCUCCGUGGCUAAAGACGUCGGGAAAGCCUUUGGCAUCCUCGCCGGCAUCGCCUCCGACCGCUUGCCCACUCCCGUUAUUCUCCUCAUCGGCUCCGUCGAAGGCUUUAUAGGCUACGGCGUCCAAUGGCUGGUGGUGAGCGGCCGCAUCCAGCCUCUACCUUACUGGGCCAUGUGCAUUUUUCUGUGUAUGGGAGGCAACAGCACUACUUGGAUGAACACCGCUAUCCUGGUUACAUGCAUCCGCAAUUUCAGGAAAAACAGGGGUCCUGUCUCCGGGAUCUUGAAAGGUUACGUCGGUUUGAGUACCGCCAUUUUCACUGACAUCUGCUCCGCUCUUUUCGCGGAUGACCCUGCCAAAUUCUUGCUCAUGCUCGCGGUCGUCCCUUUUGUUGUUUGCCUCACCGCUAUUUUUUUCCUCCGUGAAGUUCCGCCGUCCUCCACCGCCGUAGAGGAGAAAGAAGAAGUGAAAUACUUUGGGGUAGUGAACAUCAUUGCCAUAGUAAUUGCGGUUUAUCUUUUGGUGUUUGAUGUAUCAGGGCCUCACGGGCGUCUGUUUUCCCAAGUCUUUGCUGCUGUUCUUCUGGUUCUCUUGGCUUCUCCUCUGUCACUUCCGGUUUACCUUACUAUCAAGAAUUAUCUUCGUUCCAAUUCCAAUUCCAAUGGUUUGGACGUGGAAAGAAAUCCCACCCAGCCUCUACUUGCUCAAGAAACACUUCCGGUGGAGAAGAGCGGUGACCCAGCCCCGCCGGCGGCGGCAGAUGAUGAUGUGGUAAAGACGCCACCUGUCAUUGGGGAAGACCAUACAAUCUUCGAGGCCAUGAAAACGGUUGACUUUUGGAUACUUUUUGUGUCAUUUCUGUGUGGAGUGGGAACGGGAUUAGCGGUUAUGAAUAACAUGGGACAAAUGGGAUUGGCUCUUGGUUAUGCAGACGUUUCAAUCUUUGUAUCGCUCACCAGCAUUUGGGGAUUUUUUGGGCGCAUCCUUUCUGGUUCCGUUUCAGAAUACUUCAUCAAGAAAGCUGGAACACCCAGGCCGGUAUGGAACGCAGCUUCACAGAUUCUAAUGGCGGUUGGAUACAUAAUGAUGGCCAUGGCUCUGCCGGGCUCACUGUACGUGGGGUCCAUAGUAGUCGGAAUUUGCUAUGGAGUUCGUCUUGCUGUAACGGUGCCCACUGCAUCUGAACUCUUCGGCCUCAAGUACUACGGCCUCAUUUACAACGUUCUCAUCAUCAACCUUCCACUGGGAUCUUUCCUCUUCUCCGGUUUGCUCGCCGGACUGUUAUACGAUGCCGAGGCUACUGAAACGGCCGGCGGCGGGAAUACGUGUGUCGGCGCACACUGCUAUAGGCUGGUGUUUAUAGUUAUGGCUAUUGCGUGUGUGGUUGGUUUUGGACUGGACGUCCUGCUUUCCAUCCGAACCAGAGCCGUUUAUUCCAAGAUUUAUGCAGCCAGGAAAACCAAGAAGACUGCACCUUCCUUGUCUUGAGCUCUCAUGUCGGCCGAUAGAUAAAUUUUGUUUGAUCCAUUUUAAUUUGUAUGAAUGGAAUAAUGGAUAAUCGAUUUUUUAUUUUUCCUUCUGCUAUUAGAAUCACAGUGAAUACCUGACUGACAUGUUCCUCGUACGUGUUUGGUUAGUGAGUUGUGGAAUAUAAAAUCAGAGAAUCAUAACUGAUGAUGGGCUGAAUACAUGCAAUUUAGUAGUAUUGGGUUUGAGUGGUUCAUCCAAGUCCAGUACUGUAUGCAAUUUACAUUUUGGGAAUUGAAGUGUGGAUGGAACAUUUUUGAGUCGAUGGUUAUUUUCAUUA